CCUCCCCCGGCGCAGUCCGUCCGCCUCCCGCCUCCCCUCGGGCUCCGAGGCGCCUGGGCUCCCGGCGCGGCGGCGCAGGGGGCGGGCAGGCCGGCGGGCGGUGAUGUGGCGGGACUCUUUGUGCACUGCGGCAGGAUACACGUUCGGGCGCUGGGACGCGGCUGCGCUCAGUUCUCUCCUCUCGGAAGCUGCAGCCAUGAUGGAAGUUUGAGAGUUGAGCCGCUGUGAGGCGAGGCCGGGCUCAGGCGAAGGAGAUGAGAGACGGCGGCGGCCGCGGCCCAGAGCCCCUCUCAGCGCCUGUGAGCAGCCGCGGGGGCAGCGCCCUCGGGGAGCCGGCCGGCCGGCGGCGGCGGCAGCGGCGGCGUUUCUCGCCUCCUCUUCGUCUUCUUUUCUAACCGUGCAGCCUUUUCCUCGGCUUCUCCUGAAAGGGAAGGUGGAAGCUGUGGACUCGGGCGGGAGCCGGCUGAGGCGCGGCGGCUGCACCUCCCGCUCCUGGAGCGGGGGGGAGAAGCGGCGGCGGCGGCGGCGGCUGCAGCUCCGGGGAGGGUGUCGGAGUCGCCUGUCACCAUUUCCAGGGCUGGGAACGCCGGAGAGUUGGUCUCUCCCCUUCUACUGCCUCCAACACGGCGGCGGCGGCGGCGGCACAUCCAGGGACCCGGGCCGGUUUUAAACCUCCCCUCCGCCGCCGCCGCACCCCUCCUGGCCCGGGCUCCGGAGGCCGCCGGAGGAGGCAGCCGUUCCGAGGAUUAUUCUUCUCCCCAUUCCGCUGCCGCCGCUGCCAGACCUCUGGCUGCUGAGGAGAAGCAGGCCCAGUCGCUGCAACCAUCCAGCAGCCGCCGCAGCAGCCAUUACCCGGCUGCUGUCCAGAACCAAGCGGCAGCAGAGCGAGGGGCAUCAGCCACCGCCAAGUCCAGAGCCAUUUCCAUCCUGCAGAAGAAGCCCCGCCACCAGCAGCUUCUGCCAUCUCUCUCCUCCUUUUUCUUCAGCCACAGGCUCCCAGACAUGACAGCCAUCAUCAAAGAGAUCGUUAGCAGAAACAAAAGGAGAUAUCAAGAGGAUGGAUUCGACUUAGACUUGACCUAUAUUUAUCCAAACAUUAUUGCCAUGGGGUUUCCUGCAGAAAGACUUGAAGGCGUAUACAGGAACAAUAUUGAUGAUGUAGUAAGGUUUUUGGAUUCAAAGCAUAAAAACCAUUACAAGAUAUACAAUCUAUGUGCUGAAAGACAUUAUGAUACCGCCAAAUUUAACUGCAGAGUUGCACAGUAUCCUUUCGAAGACCAUAAUCCACCACAGCUAGAACUUAUCAAACCCUUUUGUGAAGAUCUUGACCAAUGGCUAAGUGAAGAUGACAAUCAUGUAGCAGCAAUUCACUGUAAAGCUGGAAAGGGACGAACUGGUGUAAUGAUUUGCGCAUAUUUGUUACAUCGGGGCAAAUUUUUAAAGGCACAAGAGGCCCUAGAUUUCUAUGGGGAAGUAAGGACCAGAGACAAAAAGGGAGUAACUAUUCCCAGUCAGAGGCGCUAUGUAUAUUAUUAUAGCUACCUGUUAAAGAAUCAUCUGGAUUAUAGACCAGUGGCAUUGUUGUUUCACAAGAUGAUGUUUGAAACUAUUCCAAUGUUCAGUGGCGGAACUUGCAAUCCUCAGUUUGUGGUCUGCCAGCUAAAGGUGAAGAUAUAUUCCUCCAAUUCAGGACCCACACGACGGGAAGACAAGUUCAUGUACUUUGAGUUCCCUCAGCCGUUGCCUGUGUGUGGUGACAUCAAAGUAGAGUUCUUCCACAAACAGAACAAGAUGCUAAAAAAGGACAAAAUGUUUCACUUUUGGGUAAAUACAUUCUUCAUACCAGGACCAGAGGAAACCUCAGAAAAAGUAGAAAAUGGAAGUCUAUGUGAUCAAGAAAUUGAUAGUAUUUGCAGUAUAGAGCGUGCAGAUAAUGACAAGGAAUAUCUAGUACUCACUUUAACAAAAAAUGAUCUCGACAAAGCAAAUAAAGACAAGGCCAACCGAUACUUUUCUCCAAAUUUUAAGGUGAAGCUGUACUUCACAAAAACAGUAGAGGAGCCAUCAAAUCCAGAGGCUAGCAGUUCAACUUCUGUAACACCAGAUGUUAGUGACAAUGAACCUGAUCAUUAUAGAUAUUCUGACACCACUGACUCUGAUCCAGAGAAUGAACCUUUUGAUGAAGAUCAGCAUACACAAAUUACAAAAGUCUGAUUUUUUUUUUUAUCAAGAGGGAUAAAACACCAUGAAAACAAACUUGAAUAAACUGAAAAUGGACCUUUUUUUUUAAUGGCAAUAGGACAUUGUGUCAGAUUACCAGUUAUAGGAACAAUUCUCUUUUCCUGACCAAUCUUGUUUUACCCUAUACAUCCACAGGGUUUUGACACUUGUUGUCCAGUUGAAAAAAGGUUGUGUAGCUGUGUCAUGUAUAUACCUUUUUGUGUCAAAAGGACAUUUAAAAUUCAAUUAGGAUAAAUAAAGAUGGCACUUUCCCAUUUUAUUCCAGUUUUAUAAAAAGUGGAGACAGACUGAUGUGUAUACGUAGGAAUUUCUCAUUUUGUGUUCUGUCACCAACUGAAGUGGCUAAAGAGCUUUGUGAUAUACAGGUUCACAUCCUACCCCUUUGCACUUGUGGCAACAGAUAAGUUUGCAGUUGGCUAAGAGGAGUUUCUAAAGGGUUUUGCUACAUUCUAAUGCAUGUAUUCGGGUUAGGGGAAUGGAGGGAAUGCUCAGAAAGGAAUAUGUUUUACGCUGGACUCUGGACCAUAUACCAUCUCCAGCUAUUUACACGCACCUUUCUUUAGCAUGCUACAGUUGUUAAUCUGGACAUUUGAGGAAUUGGCCGCUGUCACUGCUUGUUAUUUGUGCAUUUUAUUUUUUUUAAGCAUAUUGGUGCUAGAAAAGGCAGCUAGAGGGAGUGAAUCUGUAUAGGGGUACAGGAAUGAACCUUCCACAACAUCUUAAGAAUCCACAAAUGAAGGGAUAUAAAAAUAAUGUGGUCAUAGAUAAGAAACACAGCAACAAUGACUUAACCAUAUAAAUGUGGAGGCUAUCGGCAAAGAAUGGGCUUGAAACAUUAUAAAAAUUGACAAUGAUUUAUUAAAUAUGUUUUCUCAAUUGUAAUGACUGCUCCAUCUCCUGUGUAAUCAAGGCCAGUGCUAAAAGUCAGAUGCUAUUAUUACCUACAUCAGUCAACAACUUACAUUUAUUUUAUUAGUUUUCAAUCGUAUACCUGCUGUGGAUGCUUCAUGUGCUGCCUAAAAGCUUCUUUUUUCUCAUUAAAUAUAAAAUGUUUUGUAAUGCUGCACAGGAAAUUUCAAUUUGAGAUUCUACAGUAAGCGGUUUUUUUUCCUUUAAAGAUUUAUGAUGCACUUAUUCAAUCCAAUAGAUGUCAGCCGUUCCACCCUUUUGACCUUACACAUUCAUUACAAUGAGUUUUGCAGUUUUGCACAUUUUUUAAAUGUCAUUAACUGUUAGGGAAUUUUACUUGAAUACUGAAUACAUAUAAUGUUUAUAUUUAAAAGGACGUUAUUUGUGUUAAAAAGGAAAUUAGAGUUGCAGUAAAUUUUCAACACUGCACAAAUAAUGUCAUUUACUUUUUCAGUAGAAAUUGUCCCACAUAAUGCUUUUAUCAAUUUGCUAUUGAAAGAAUAGAUUUUUUUAAAUGUGCAGUGUUGAAUCAUUUCUUCAUAGUGCUAGAGUUAGGACAAGGGCUUCAGUUUCACUUCUUAAAUAUCAUAUAUUUGAUAUGCCCAGACUGCAUACGAUUUUAAGCAGAGUACAACUACUAUUGUAAAGUUAAUGUGAAGAUACGAUUAAAAAGAAUUUUUUCCCCCAGAAAUUUGGUAUCUUUCAAAUGAUACCUUGACCUUGAAACAUUUGACCAUCCAGCCAAUUUAUUUCUUAAUGGUGUAAAAUCUCAUUUUCAAUAACUUAUUGGUGCUGAAAUUGUUCACUAGCUGUGGUCUGACCUAGUUAAUUUACAAAUACAGAUUGCAUAGGACCUACUAGAGCAGCAUUUAUAGAGUUUGAUGGUAAAUAGAUUAGGCAGAACUUCAUCUAAAAUAUUCUUAGUAAAUAAUCUUGACAUGUUUUCCAUACCUCAUCAGUUUCAUUCAACAAAUAAAAUUUUAAAAUUUUUAACAAAGCUGUUAGGAUUUACACAUUUAUAUUUAAACAUUGAUAUAUAGAGAAUUGAUUGACUGCUCAUAAGUUAAAUUGGUAAAGUUAGAGACACCUAUUCCUAAGAUCUCAUCAUUGAAAUUUAUAUGUCACCUUGUCUUUCAUAAAAGCUGAAAACUGUUGACUAAAAUGAAAAUCAACUAUUCAUGUUUUGAAGAUGGUUAUUAAUACUGUUAUUUGUUACAGUUUUGGGCACAGUAUAUUAAAGCGUAACUUGUAUGGUUCCAAUAUGUAACAUGGAGGGCCAGGUCAUAAAUAAUGACAUUAUAAUGGGCUUUGCACUGUUAUUAUUUUUCCUUUGGAAUGUGAAGGUCUGAAUGAGGGUUUUGAUUUUGAAUGUUUCAGUGUUUUUGAGAAGCCUUGCUUACAUUUUAUGGUGUAGUCAUUGGAAAUGGAAAAAUGGCAUUAUAUAUAUUAUAUAUAUAUAAAUAUAUAUUAUACAUACUACUCUCCUUUAUUUCAGUUACCACGCCCAUAGAAUUUGACAAGAAUUGCUAUGACUGAAAGGUUUUUGAGUCCUAAUUAAAACUUUAUUUAUGACAGUAUUCACGAUUAGCCUGAAAUGCAUUCUGUAGGUAAUCUCUUUGAGUUUCUGGAAUGUUUUCUUAGACUUUUUGGAUGUGCAGCCGCUUACAUGUCUGAAGUUACUUGAAGGCAUCACUUUUAAGAAAGCUUACAAUUGGGCCCUGUACCAUCCCAAGUCCUCUGUAGCUCCUCUUGAACAUUUUUUGCCAUAAUUAUUAAAGGGUAGUUGAAUAAAUAGCAUCACCAUUCUUUGCUGUGGCACAGGUUAUAAACUUAAGUGGAGUUUACCGGCAGCAUCAAAUGUUUCAGCUUUAAAAAAUAAAAGUAGGGUACAAGUUACUGUUUAGUUCUAGAAAAUUUGUGCAAUAUGUUCAUAACGAUGGCUGUGGUUGCCACAAAGUGCCUCGUUUACCUUUAAAUACUGUUAAUGUGUUAUGCAUGCAGAUGGAAGGGGUGGAACUGUGCACUAAAGUGGGGGCUUUAACUGCAGUGUUUGGCAGAGUUGCCUUCUACCCUGCCAGUUCAAAAGUUCAAUCUGUUUUCAUAUAGAAUAUAUAUACUAAAAAAUUUCAGUCUGUUAAACAGCCUUACUCUGAUUCAGCCUCUUCAGAUACUCUUGUGCUGUGCAGCAGUGGCUCUGUGUGUAAAUGCUAUGCACUGAGGAUACACAAAAAAUUACGAUGUGUACAGGAUAAUGCCUCAUACCAAUCAGAUGUCCAUUUGUUAUUGUGUUUGUUAACAACCCUUUAUCUCUUAGUGUUAUAAACUCCACUUAAAACUGAUUAAAGUCUCAUUCUUGUCAUUGUGUGGGUGUUUUAUUAAAUGAGAAUAUUUAAUAUUUAUAAUUUAAAUUGAUUAGAUUUAUUGCCAUUUUAAAUGAUGGGCAGCCAAAUGUGAUUAAUAAGUUUUUGUAAGGUUUGUUGGUUUUUUUUUUCCCUGCUGUCCUUCAAAGCCUACAGUUAUAUAAAAACAUGGGCUCUUGUCAGUUUGGGAGUAGAGUAUCAGUCUACUCAUGUUUGAGAGAGGCAUUUAGCUUUUUUAGUGUCUUAGUCAACACUUAAUAUCCUGUUUCAAGCACGUUAAAUAAUAUGCUAAUCCUAAAAAGUUCACGAGUUUUGAAAAAUUGUGCAUAUAUAUUUUUUUACUAAGAUGUCUGAAGAUAAUUCCCCAGAAUGGAUUUGAUAUCUCAGAUUUCAAUUUUGUGGCUUUUCCAUUCUUUAUGAUUCUGUAGUAUGCCAUCAACAUAUGGGGAGCUUCAUCUACUCAUUGUGACUUGUGCCAUUUAAAAAUUGAUAUUCCAGAAUAGUCUAAAGGACUUUGUGUACUUGAACUUAAUCUUGUUAUUUCUAAUAUUCUUAAAAGCUUAAAGACUGAGUAAGGCACAUCCUUUCAACAAAGCAUAGUAAGGUAAUAAGUGAAAGUGUAGCUUGUACAAAUGUUUUGAAAAUAAAGCAGAUCAUUUAUGUAACAAUAGAAUUUAAUGUUAUUUCAGGUUUACAUUUUCUCCAUGUGACUUUUUUUAAAGUAAAUGUGAAUAUAUAAUGUAAAGAGGUAUGAAAAGUAUGUGUGUGUACACACAUUUUUUCUUUUUAGGUAUCGUAAGUAUGGUUGAAAACUAUACUGGAGUCUAAAAUUAUUCUGAUUUAUAAGAUGAUCUUGGUGAUGUCUGAAAAAUAGGAAUUUACUGACAAUUUUGUUUUUAUUGCGUGUUUUCACAACUCUUAAUUCGGGCUAGCUUGGUUAAGUGAAUGCCAUCACCAUUUCCACUGAGAAUACAAAAAUCACCAGUGUUUAACAUGCAGGCUUCCAAAGGCUUACAAAAAAUCAAGACCCUUAAAUCUAGUCAAUUUGCUGCUAAUGUGAAACUUUUUUGUUCUUUUAUUCUUGCCAGAUAAUUAGCCACAGAUCUAAAACUUAGUCUUAAAUGGCUUAAGUGUAAGUUUUGGUUAGCAGUGUGCUGGUACUAGUGCAGAGAGAAAUGUUUGUGAAUGGAAAAAAUAAUAUAAAUAUGCAGUCUAAACUGGUAUAAGUACCUAAAAAACUAGCAAAAAAGAUAAUAGAGGGAAAACAUUUUAAAACUUUUAAAGAUGACAUGUUAGAGACCGAUUUUCCUAUAGAAUUAUGUAUCUAUAGGAAGCCUAAUGAUUAUCAGUUGUUUUUAAUUUUAGAGCAACUCUAUUCCUUUAUGACCAUGAUCUUGGUAUUUUUCCAUUUUUUAAGAGAUCUUCCUUCUUCAAGUAUUGGGUUGGCCCAAAAGUUUGUUCGGGUAUUUAACAUCUUACCCAAAAACCCGAACGAACUUUUUGGCCGACACAAUAUAUCAGACUAUGUAGCCAUUCUGACAAAUUCACGUGUUGGUAGCUUUAAAAGUUUGUUAUGUAAAGUCAGUAAAGGACAAUAGUUUCAUUGGUGGUAAUACCCUUUGGUUCUUAAGUUAGCUUUUUUGAGAAUAGUUUCCCGUAACAAAAUCUUCAGUGAUAAUCUCACCACCUGGAAACAGCUAUUAUUAAUGCUUUAGUGACUAUACAAUCAUUUUUUUCUGUAUAUUCAUGUAUAUAUUUUCUUCAAAAAAUGAAAUUUGUACUGGGCAUACUCUCCAGGCCUUUAAGCUUAGUAUUUCCAUCACGGAUUUGUAGAAUGUUAAAUUACAUCAGAGAAUGAACAGUGACUGGAUUCUUUCUAACACUACAGAUGCAGAUUAUGUGCAGUUAUUGAGAGUCCUUUCCAAUUCAGUGGGUCAGUCAUGGACGUUUAAAUAUUGUUAGCAUCAGAAUAAUACAUGUCUAAGUAAAUAAAACGGUUACAUUUAUUUAGCAUAGACAAGCUUAACAUUGUAGAUAUUUCUCUUCAAAAACCAUUUCAAACGUUUGUAUUUUGGAAUUAGGUCAGAAUGUGUGAAACACUGUAUUAGUAGUGAAUUUCAUCAUCACCUUUCUAUUUCUCUUUAUAGGUUGGAAAAGAAGGGUGAGCUUUUCACUUUUUAUAAUUCCCAAACAGUUGCUCAAUUUAGAGUGAAUUAGUUUAACACCUGGAAAACAGAAAAAAAGCCACUGCUGGUUUAUCACUUAGUUGUUUUUACAUCUGUGUGCUCAUGAGACUUCCAUCACAUCCAAAACUAUUUCAUGAAUGGUUCACCUUUAGCUCUGGAACUUAACCAUGAUUAGUAUAAUGGUGGGCUUAGAACAUAGAUCUCUUUUUUUUAACAGUUACUUGAGAAUUCGGUGGAAAAAAGUUUAGCUGGAGGGCAGUACAUAACUUACAAACCAAUGUAUUGAUAUUUUAUGAACAUUUUUACAUAUAUGAGUGAAGUCAACUGCCAUCUUUGAGCAUUACCACAUUUUAAAAUAAAGCUGCAUAUUUUUAAAUGAAGUGUUUAACAAGGAUUUAUAUUUUUCAUUUUUUUAAUUAAAAGUAAUUUAUAUCUCCUUUGUUGCAUGUGGAUUCUCAUCUGUUCUUAAAAUGGUUAGAGAUUUUGUUUGUGCUGGAAUGGAGCAAGGCCUCUAGUCAUGGCUCUAGUGUUUCAGUUUGUCAAAUCUGUUUACUGUAGUGAGAUUAUCUUAAAAUGUUUAGAUGUGGCUUUCUGUAGCUUAUCAUUUAUUGGCUUUUAUUUAUGUACACUUUUAGGAUUUUCUGCCUACUUUAUACAGUUGUCUAAAUGAUAUCCCACGUUUACAAAUGCUCAUUCAGUUUCUAUUUUCUUUUUCCAUUAUAAUGCCUUCAUGGGCAGUUUUUAAGUGUGUGUGCAUGUGUGUGAGUGUAGGGAGGUCUGGAUGGGUGGUGAGAGUGCUAGGUUCCGAUUUUAGAGAUUAAAUAGUUUGAUUCAGGCAAACAGUUCUCACUGGAAUUUUACAGUUCAUCGUAAUGAAAAUAAUGUUAACCCUGGAUGACCUUUGACAUACAGUAAUGAAUCUUGGAUGUUAAUGAAUUUGUUGGUAGCAUCUUGAUGCAUGCAUUAUUGAGUUAUUUUCUAAGUUGUGCAUUUAUCCAAAGUUGGUAUAUUGGAAAUGUUUAUAUCAAAUUCCAUUUGGCUACUGAUGGACGUAAAAACAAAUGCUUUAUUAUGGAGAGUAUUUUUUCUUUAAAAAAUUAAAAAGGUUAAUUAUUUUUAA
Delphinapterus leucas (beluga whale) is the source of this 8816-nucleotide messenger RNA. NCBI's taxonomy places the organism in Eukaryota, Metazoa, Chordata, Mammalia, Artiodactyla, Monodontidae. The record is from RefSeq and is a predicted model, not a curated record.